Messenger RNA from Oncorhynchus masou masou (cherry salmon), 2030 nucleotides. It is a transcript of the gene slc24a5, whose product is annotated as solute carrier family 24 member 5. The transcript is spliced from 9 exons. Lineage: Eukaryota; Metazoa; Chordata; Actinopteri; Salmoniformes; Salmonidae. Bases 117 to 1649 code for a protein of 510 amino acids. Gene Ontology annotation, molecular function: calcium, potassium:sodium antiporter activity; calcium channel activity. The record is from RefSeq and is a predicted model, not a curated record. Gene Ontology annotation, biological process: melanocyte differentiation; calcium ion transmembrane transport; intracellular calcium ion homeostasis. Gene Ontology annotation, cellular component: membrane; trans-Golgi network.
GUGGUAUUUGUGAGUUAGGUUAGUUAGUAAGAGGCUUGUUGUAUGUUUACUGGCUUAUGAGUGAACUCAUGACGCACUGCAGCAGCAGUUAAUGAAACAGUAGUUAUUGUAAAACCAUGUAUAGAGACGGAGUGCUGCACAAGAAGAACAGAAAAGACUUUCUACCUUAUUUUCUAGGACUAGUUUUAGUUUUCUAUUGCACGGUUCAUCUUGUGUCUUUCACUGCAGCAGCAGCUCAGGAGGACUCCCAUUCCAACAGAGUGCGCCGGGCGCUGGAGAAUGAGACAGAGUGUAUUACAACGCAGUCGUCUGAGUUUCCAGAGGGGUUCUUCACACUACAGGAGAGGAAGGAUGGAGGACUCCUCAUACACUUUAUGAUCAUAUUUUACAUGCUGCUGGCCGUUGCUAUAGUCUGUGACGACUACUUCCUACCUUCUCUAGAACUUAUCAGUGACCGUCUGGGUCUAUCUCAGGACGUAGCAGGGGCCACCUUUAUGGCAGCAGGCAGCUCUGCCCCUGAAAUGGUCACUGCCUUUCUGGGUGUGUUUGUGACAAAGGGAGACAUCGGUGUGAGCACCAUCGUAGGAUCAGCUGUCUACAACCUCCUGGGGAUCUGUGCUGCUUGUGGACUCCUGACUAAAGUGGUGGGUCGUCUGACCUGUUGGCCUCUGUUCAGGGACUGUCUAGCUUACGCCAUCUCUAUCUCUGCUGUUAUAGCCAUCAUUUCAGACAACAAAGUCUACUGGUAUGAUGCAGCCUGUCUGUUGCUGGUCUAUGGGGUGUACAUCGUAGUGUUGUGUUUUGACCUGAGGAUCAGUGAAUGUGUUCUGAGGAGGUUCAGCCCCUGCUGUACUUGCCUGGGGAAAGGUUCCGGGGAUCACAGCGAGACACAGCCAUUGGUUGACACCACUCUGAGGGUCCACAGACGUUCUAGAAGCGACAGCGGAAUCUUCCAGGAUGAUUCAGGAUACUCACACAUUUCCCUCAGUCUGCACGGCCUGAAUGAGAUACCAGAGGACCACAAGAGUGUGUUCUCAAUGCCAGAGAACGACCUGAAGCGAAUCCUGUGGGUACUGUCCCUCCCGGCCAUCGUGAUUCUCUACCUGACGAUUCCAGACUGCAGGAGACGGUUCUGGAAAAAAUGGUUCAUGUUCACCUUCUUUAUGUCCGCUGUCUGGAUCUCAGCCUUCACAUACGUACUGGUCUGGAUGGUCACUAUCGUAGGAGAGACUCUGGGUAUCCCAGACACAGUGAUGGGCCUGACUCUGUUAGCUGCAGGGACCAGUAUACCAGACACAGUGGCUAGUGUCAUGGUUGCCAGAGAAGGUAAAGCCGAUAUGGCCAUGUCCAACAUCGUGGGUUCUAAUGUUUUUGACAUGCUGUGUCUGGGUCUUCCCUGGUUCAUUAAGACAGUGUUUGUGGACACGGUCAACCCUGUGGAGGUCAACAGCACCGGUCUGGUUUUCAUCUCCGCCACCCUCCUCCUCUCCAUCGUCUUUCUCUUCGUGGCUGUCCAUAUAAACGGCUGGAAGCUGGACUGGAAGCUGGGGAUCGUCUCUCUGUUCUGCUAUGUUGUUUUUGCCACUCUGGCCAUCCUCUACGAACUGGGCAUCAUAGGGAACAACCCUGUCAGACUGUGCGGAGACUGAUACACUGAUAAACACACAGAGACGUACAACUGAGUGGCAGCGAUGGAGUCCACACUGCAGCCCUCCCCAGAACCAGACCACCCAGAACCAACCUCUUUGACACUCAGACCAUUUAUACAGAACCCAGAUACAGGGCACAGAUUCACAGAGUACUGAUAUAGGAUCAGGUCCACGUCCUCUUUAUUCAUUAUGAUCUAAAUCAGUGGAAUUCGAAGUCGGGUCGCGACCCCACUAGCAGUUGGGUUUGUGGACAGAUUAGGAGUGUUGGAUCACCAAAUUCAAAUCAUUUUUUUUUUUUACAAAAAAAUAACAGUACACAUUAUUGUAUGGGACACUAUACAAACUUUUUUGAGAAAAAUAAAAUUGUAUCAAGUAAAUGUA